AUGUGGAACAGUCCAGAACCAACAGCAGACUAUCCACUGAGUCCCUCAGCUCCUGGAGAAGAGGCCAAAGAGGAGGAAAUUGAGCGCAAAUCUUCAGCUGUGGAGAGACCACAGUCUGAAUAUUCCAAGGCGAGUCCAGAACCAACAGAACACUAUCCGCUGACUCCCUCAGCUCCGGGAGAAGAGGCCAAAGAGGAGGAAAUUGAGCACAAGUCUUCAGCUGUGGAGACACCACAGUCUGAAUACUCUGAGGCGAGUCCAGAACCAACAGCAGACUAUCCACUGAGUCCCUCAGCUCCUGGAGAAGAGGCCAAAGAGGAGGAAAUUGAGCGCAAGUCUUCAGCUGUGGAGACACCACAGUCUGAAUAUUCCAAGGCGAGUCCAGAACCAACAGCAGACUAUCCACUGACUCCCUCAGCUCCUGGGGAAGAGGCAAAGGAGGAGGAAAUUGAGCGCAAGUCUUCAGCUGUGGUCACACCACAGUCUGAAUAUUCUGAGGCAGCCCUUCUAGAGAAAGAGCAUGAGCAGAUGGCUUUAGAAGAGGUGCCAUGCCAGCCUCAGGGAGAGCUGUUCCUAGCCCAGGAGCAGGAAGAGCAGCUCAGGCUGUUGCCCGAUCCGAAGAAAACACAAACAACCAAAGUCGUUUAUGCGGUGCUUUAUUGA
Molecule: messenger RNA, 663 nt
Organism: Oenanthe melanoleuca
Lineage: Eukaryota; Metazoa; Chordata; Aves; Passeriformes; Muscicapidae
Product: protein phosphatase 1 regulatory subunit 15A-like
Exons: 6
Coding region: 1-663 (220 amino acids)
Source: RefSeq, a predicted model, not a curated record